UGGCAGUUGACAACUAGCAUAUUUUGGCAGUUGGUUGUGGCUUCACAUGCUGUGCCUUUAGGGUUUGUACUCUUCCAACACUUACUGUUGCUAUAUAACUCACUACUUCUCAUUCCCCUCCUCUUCAUCUCCACUCAACCAUGGAUUCCUUCAAGAUCUUCGCCCUCUUCCUCCUCAUCUCCACCCUCUCCAUUUCCUCCGCCGUCGUCCAGCCCGAUUGCGGCUCCUGCUCCCAACCUGCCCCCAAAAAGCCCAAACCCACCGUGCCCGUGCCACCUGUGACAGUACCGAAGCUGCCCGUGCCCUUGCCGCCUGUGACAGUGCCGAAGCUGCCCGUGCCCUUGCCCCCUGUGACGGUGCCGAAGCUGCCCGUGCCCUUGCCGCCUGUGACGGUGCCGAAGCUGCCCGUGCCUCUGCCGCCUGUGACGGUGCCGAAGCUGCCCGUGCCCCUGCCGCCUGUGACGGUGCCGAAGCUGCCCGUGCCCCUGCCGCCUGUGACGGUGCCGAAGCUGCCCGUGCCCCUGCCGCCUGUGGCAGUACCGAAGCUGCCCGUGCCCCUGCCGCCAGUGGGGGGGACACCGAAGGGGAAAAGUGGAUGCCCGCCGCCGCCGGCGAAAGGAGGUAAGGAGGAGACGUGCCCCAUCGACACACUGAAGCUAGGUGCAUGUGUGGAUCUUCUGGGUGGGUUGGUGCACGUGGUGGUGGGAGACCCCGCCGUGAACGAGUGCUGCCCCAUCAUCUCCGGCCUGGCCGGGGGGGAAGCCGCCGCCUGCCUCUGCACCACCCUCAAGAUCAAGGCUCUCGACCUCAACAUCUUUGUUCCUUUAGCCCUUGAGCUCCUCGUCAGCUGCGGGAAGUCGCCGCCGCCCGGCUACACUUGCUCUCUCUAGGUUUGUAUCUGACAUGAGAGGAUGUCACCUUUCUCGAAUCCAUAUCGUCGUUGUUUCUAGUUUGUCUUGAGAUUAAUCGCUCUUCUUUUUUUUUUUCUUUUUUUUUUUUCUAUGUUGAAUUAUUUAAUUUGCAAUUGUUUAUCAUGAUUUCAUUAUGUAAAAUUAGUUUCACAGUUAUGUACGGUCUGCAGCACGCAUGGAAGCAAUUGAAGAUUGUGUUCCAUUUUCUCAAUUGUAAUUCUUUACUAUUAAUCUCAGAAAUGAGACUGUAUUGUGCUUGAGAUACGUACAUGCAUAAACAGGAUGGUUUCAGCAUUGGUUUUA
Molecule: messenger RNA, 1214 nt
Organism: Salvia miltiorrhiza (redroot sage)
Lineage: Eukaryota; Viridiplantae; Streptophyta; Magnoliopsida; Lamiales; Lamiaceae
Product: 36.4 kDa proline-rich protein
Exons: 2
Coding region: 141-890 (249 amino acids)
Source: RefSeq, a predicted model, not a curated record